CGUCUCUGCAGGCGGCCAUCCUACAAAACCACCUCCGGUCCUCCAGCCUCCUCCUUCCCUCCAUAGUACCGACCUAACUUGCUUGCUUGCACGUAAUUCACCAGGGGUAGCUAGAUUACAUAUAUACCAUGGUGGAGUCCAAGGCGGCGGCUGUGCAGGAGCUCCGGGCGAGGUUCGCGGCGGGGCGGACGAGGCCGGCGGAGUGGCGGGCGGCGCAGCUGCGAGGGGUUCUGCGGAUGGCGACGGAGAUGGAGGCGGAGAUAUGCGAUGCCCUCCACGCCGACCUCGGCAAGCCCAAGACCGAAGCACACGUCCACGAAAUAUCUCUGGUCAAGUCGUCAUGCUUGUUUGCCUUGAAGAAUCUGAAGAAAUGGAUGAAACCCCAGAAGGUUCCUGCAAAGCUCAUGAAUUUUCCCUCGACGGCGAGGAUUACGCCGGAGCCCCUCGGGGUGGUGCUCGUCAUCUCUGCCUGGAACUACCCUAUCUUGCUGUCCCUGGACCCGAUCAUCGGUGCGAUCGCCGCCGGCAACACCGUUGCCCUGAAGCCGUCUGAGGUUGCACCAGCCACGUCGUCGCUGCUGGCCGAGCUGCUGCCACGGUUCGUCGACGGCACCUGCAUCAAGGUCAUCGAGGGCGGCGUCGAGGAGACCACCGCGCUCCUAAACCACAAGUGGGACAAAAUCUUCUACACGGGCAAUAGUAGAGUCGGACGCAUCGUGAUGGCCUUGGCGGCGAAGCAUCUGACGCCGGUCGCCUUGGAGCUGGGCGGCAAAUGCCCGGUGGUUGUGGAUUCAAACGUCGAUCUCCACAUUGCUGCUAAGAGGAUCGCUGCUGGCAAGUGGGGUUGCAACAAUGGCCAGGCCUGCAUUGCUCCUGAUUUCAUCAUAACCACGCAGACUUUGGCCCCAAAGCUGGUUGAGUCUUUGAAGAAAGUUUUGGACAAGUUCUACGGAAAGGAUCCACUUCUAUCGGCAGACUUGUCCCGCGUCGUGAAUGUCGACCAUUUCAACAGGCUCAAGGGCUUGAUGGACGAAGAGAUGGUCUCCGACAAGAUCGUGUUUGGCGGUCAGAGGGAUGAACAGCAGCUGAAGAUUGCCCCUACAAUAUUCCUAGAUGUCCCUCUCGAUUCUGCCAUCAUGAAGGAGGAAAUAUUCGGGCCCUUGCUUCCGAUCAUCACGGUCAGAGCCAACUCUCUCUCAGAUUCGGAGAAUUUUACUUCAUUUUUUACCCAUAAAAAGCCCUUGCUUCCGAUCAUCACGGUUGACAAGAUCCAUGAAAGCUUUGGUCUCAUCAACUCAAUGGCUAAGCCACUUGCAGCUUACCUCUUUACCAGGAACAAUGAGCUCCAGGACCAGUUCGAGGGGGCCAUUUCUGCAGGAGGAAUGCUCUUCAACGACACCAGCAUACAUCUCACAAACCCAUACCUGCCAUUUGGAGGAGUUGGAGAGAGCGGCACAGGCGCCUACCAUGGGAAGUUCAGCUUUGAUGCUUUCAGCCACAGGAAGGCAGUCAUGAACCGAGGCUUCAUCGGGGAGGCCAGGGCUAGGUACCCGCCCUACUCGGCAACAAAGCUCGAGAUCCUCAAAGGCGUGCUUGAAGGCAAGCUGGGAGAUAUGAUUCAGGCUAUCCUGGGGUUUCCAAGAGGGAAAUGAGCUCACCUCUUCAGGAUGGUAUAUUGUAGACCAAACAAAAUAUCCCCCAGUGUGUUUGCUAUCGCUAAGGGGCAACAGCCUGAUAGUAUUAUUUUAUCACCUCUUCAGGAUGGUAUAUUGUAGACCAAACAAAAUAUCCCAGUGUGUUUGCUAUCGCAAAGGGGCAACAGCCUGAUAGUAUUAUUUUAUAUUUGAUCACAUUUGAAGUGCCAAACAACAUGUGUAAGUAUCAUAAAUGAAACGGUUAUUUAGUCCUA
Hordeum vulgare subsp. vulgare (domesticated barley) is the source of this 1909-nucleotide messenger RNA. RefSeq names its product aldehyde dehydrogenase family 3 member H1-like. Gene Ontology annotation, biological process: aldehyde metabolic process. Gene Ontology annotation, molecular function: aldehyde dehydrogenase (NAD+) activity. The record is from RefSeq and is a predicted model, not a curated record. The transcript is spliced from 10 exons. Gene Ontology annotation, cellular component: cytoplasm. Bases 129 to 1652 code for a protein of 507 amino acids. Lineage: Eukaryota; Viridiplantae; Streptophyta; Magnoliopsida; Poales; Poaceae.